AUGUCUUCUGUAGGUAACUUUACAGAGGAUGCCUCUAAUAUGAGUGUCCAGCGGAUUAUCGCAGCAUGGCUCUUUGCCACGACAUCGUUCCUGGGAGUUCUAGGAAACAUCUUGGUCAUCGUGGCAGUCUCCCUGUCAUGUCGACUGCAGACGAAAACAAACAUAUUCGUGGUCGCUCUCGCCGUCAUCGACCUCGUCAACUGCCUUCUCUUACCCGUUCAAGUGAUGUCUCUCAUCGGGGUAGGACGAUCGGUGUCCUUCGGCAGGGUUUGCACCGUCACUGGUGUAGCCAUGUCUGCCUCCAUGGGAGUGAGUGUAACUAUCCUAGUACUCAUAGCCUUCAAUCGAUUCUACAUGAUUACCAAAGUAAAAACAGACUAUACUCGAUUAUACACGACAAGGAAUAUAGUGGCCAUGAUUGUCGCUUGCGCUGCGGUACCGAGUUUCAACGUCGUAUUAGCCGCAUCAGGACUUGCCAAGUUCGGAUUGGACGAAGGUAUAUGCUCUCAUGCUGAAGGCAACUCAUACUCGUACACAGCUGGGGCAUGGCUACUGGUUUCCCUGCUCAUUAUUGUGAUCUGCUACGUCAAAAUAUAUCAACACGUCAAGCGCCAUUUGCGUAGCAUAGGGUCGGAGGAGCAUGCUAAAGGCAGUCCACAGGACGCGUCGACGGUUGAAUAUCCGAAGACCACAGAACUAGGCGAGGGACCAAAGUUGGUCAAUGCAGAAUUUGCGCAGCGCCAGCGGGAACUCGAAUCGAAGAUCACGACGAAUAUGCUGAUCAUCAUCGUGCUCUUCUUCCUGUGCGUGACACCGUCCAUCAUCAUCCUCUUCGUACCUGACGAUCACGAUGCAAGCUCCAUCACCGUCGCCAUCAUCGCAUUCAACAGCUGCCUCAACCCGAUUGUCUAUGCCUGGAAACACCCAGUGUUCAGACACGUCUUCAAAUGCAUCAUUACACGGCAGAUCACUGAUAUCAAGGAGCCGACGCGGUGGGCUCGUUCACUCGUAGAAACGCACUCUUAA
This is a messenger RNA of Strongylocentrotus purpuratus (purple sea urchin), 1026 nucleotides long. RefSeq names its product melatonin receptor type 1A-like. Gene Ontology annotation, molecular function: G protein-coupled receptor activity. Bases 1 to 1026 code for a protein of 341 amino acids. Lineage: Eukaryota; Metazoa; Echinodermata; Echinoidea; Camarodonta; Strongylocentrotidae. The record is from RefSeq and is a predicted model, not a curated record. Gene Ontology annotation, cellular component: membrane. The transcript has a single exon. Gene Ontology annotation, biological process: G protein-coupled receptor signaling pathway.